Messenger RNA from Ictalurus furcatus (blue catfish), 2155 nucleotides. Its product is annotated as immunoglobulin lambda-1 light chain-like. The coding region runs from base 4 to 921 and encodes 305 amino acids. Gene Ontology annotation, biological process: immune response; immunoglobulin production. NCBI's taxonomy places the organism in Eukaryota, Metazoa, Chordata, Actinopteri, Siluriformes, Ictaluridae. The transcript has 4 exons. The record is from RefSeq and is a predicted model, not a curated record.
GUGAUGGCUGAUUCAAACAUGAAAGGCAUGCAGUACAAGUCAGCAAAGUCAAUGCAAAUGUAUUGCAUGUUUUGUGUGUGUGAACGCUCAUGGAGGUGUGUCUUCUGUGAGUCCCUGCUAUCACACACUGUUUAUAAGGAGCAGUGUGUGAGUGUGUGCAGCUUGAGUCUGCUCUCAAAAGAAGCCCGAGUGUCUUUUCUCUCAUUCUUUACAGACCUGAACAUGAUGCUCCUCAACACCGUUUCCCUCACCGCCAUCUUGCUCACUCUCUCAGGUUUGAAAGCUCUUGUGUUGACUCAGGAGAAGGUGAUAUCUGUUCAGGCUGGGCAAAAUGUGAAGAUUCUCUGUUCACCCAGUACGAGUAGCUGGGCCAUAACAUGGUACCAACAAAAACCAGGAAAAGCUCCAACCUUCUUGCUCUAUGAUAGCAUCAGAGCAAGUGGACUGCCCAGUCGAUUUACUUACAGUGAAUCUGGAUCACAAGAAUAUCUGCAUAUUAACGGUGUUGAGGCUGAAGAUGAAGCCGUCUAUUACUGUGCUUGCCCCAGCUGUGUGGUAACCGGCACGGUCGGCGGAGGCACUGAAGUGUCUUUCGCUAUUUCAUCUCCUCCGUCCCUCGUUCUGCUGGCUCCCUCUCAGUCUCUCUCCUCAGGUGAUGAAGUCAGGGUGGUUUGUCUGGCGCAGGGUUUCCGUCCUGACAGCGCCACCCUGUCCUGGUCUGAUAACGGCGACGCCGUAGCGGGUGCAGAGGUGCAGACGAGCUCGUCCGAGCGUCAGUCUGACGGCACCUUCAUCCAAAGCAGCAUGCUGAAACUCAGCCCAGAGCGCUGGAGCUCCGGACGAACCUACACGUGCCACCUGAACCACCCGGCUCUGUCAGCACCGCUGAGUCAGAGCGCCAGCGCUGAAAAGUGCAGCUAGACGGCUGGAGAAAUGGACGUGCUGCACGUGUAGUAACGUGGUCAUGGGCAUGGAGAGGGGAGAAAGUGAUUCAAUCAUACGUUUUCUGAACAGCUGCUUUUGCUUCAUGUCUCAGUGUUUUCUACUCUGAGGUUUGCUGUGUUUCUGCUUGUUUUUAGAGACCAUGUGGAAUAUUUCAUGUUCCUGUAGAUGCUUUGCUAAUCACAACAGUUUUCCCCCAAUAAAAUGAUGAUGAGAAAAUGGUGUAUGGAACUCAUUAAGACAUAUUUGAACAUGGAUUCAAUUAUUUAGUUUAAGCUCAUAUAUUAAAAGAAAAUAAAUAAACUUACUGAUAAAUUGUUUUAUUUUAACUUCAUUUCAACUUUGAACUUAAGGUCAACCUAUCAACGUCAAGACUUUGGAAAACAACACUGAAUUAACAGAUUGCAAAAAUAAAAUUCUCAAUAAGGGAUGGGAAAAAAAGUUUUACAAAAUGUAUGCAUUACUUUAUGCAGUACAUACAGUAUUAUUGAUAAUUACUGAUAUUUCUUUUUUAAGUCUCAUUUUAUGGAGAUUACAGUUAAAAAAAAUAAUUAUAUUCAGUAUUUAAUCCUUACACAAUUUCCGUAAACCCACACCCACACACGUUGUUGUUCACCUUGAACAGGACAAAUAUGUAUAUAAUGUUCAUUAGUGGUGUUUCCUUUACUGAAGAUGAAUCUUUAUUUCAUUCUAUGGUGUAAUAUUUUUAUGUUCCAGGAGAGAUUUAUCAAAGUCUCCUUCUGGAAUCCCAAGAGAUCGAAUUUACAUACAGUUUCUGUUUAAGUUCCUUUUUUUAAAUGAGCUCCUCUCCUCAGGUUUCAGUCUUUCUCUCACUUCUUUCUUUAGUAAGUAAAGAUUAAACACUUGGGGGUGUGCUGUUUUAGGCAAAUAAUCAAUGAUCUUGUUUGGUGAUGAAGUCUGAGGAACAUGAACAUGAGGCAGACUUACUACUAUUACUCUGAAAUCGAUUCUUUUCCAAUAACAGCAUGUCUGAAAAUAUUUUAUUCCUCUUAUUUUACAGCAGUUUGCCAAUGAUUCAUGUAUUAACCAGUCACACUUGAUUUUUAUCUAUUUAUAGUUACAGUUAAUGUUGUGGAACAUUUGCGAGACAACCUACAGCUUUUAUUUAUGUUACAGCAGCUAUAAACGCUCGUUCCCUCACCGGUAUCUAUUUUAUCUCAGUUCUUGCAGUUAAUAAGACAAAAGCCUGAAA